AUGAGGAAGCUGCAGCAGGUGCUGUGCGUCCUGCUGUUGUGUGUUCUCCAACUCUGCAGCGCUCAGACACAAGGAGUGGUCGUUUGUUCCGGCACCCAAAAUGCUCUGAGCACGACGGGAAAUUCAGAGAUCCAGUACAGCCUGAUGAAGGACCUUUACAACAACUGUGAGAUUGUGAUGGGCAACCUUGAGAUUACCAUGAUGGAGCACACCAGAGACUUCUCCUUCCUGAAGUCUAUCAGGGAGGUGACAGGCUACAUCCUGUUCGCCAUCAACGAGUUCAGCCGCCUGCCUCUGGACCAACUGCGAGUGAUCAGAGGCAACACGCUGUAUGAGGACCAGUACGCUUUGGCUGUGAUGGUCAACUACCAGAAGGAAGGGCAGCACGGCCUGCAAGAACUGGGCCUGACACACCUCACAGAGAUACUGCAGGGAGGAGUCAAAAUCAUCCAGAAUAAGUACCUGAGUUACGCCCCGCUGGUGAACUGGCAGGACAUAUUGAAGGAUGGGACAGCUCAUAUUAUGAUCCAGGGCAAUGGUCCUGAAAAGCCUUGUAACGAAGCGUGUGGAGACCUUCCAUGUUGGGAUUCAGGAAAUGACACGUGCCAGAUCCUGACAAAGACUGUGUGCGCCGCUCAGUGCAACGGCCGAUGCCUCGGUAGAAACCCGAGCGACUGUUGUCACAUUGAGUGUGCCGGAGGCUGCACUGGAUCUCUGGAUACAAACUGCUUUGCUUGCAGGAACUUCAACAACUCGGGCGCCUGUGUGCCUCUCUGUCCCCAGACCCUCAUCUACAACAAGCACACAUUCAAACUGGAGCCCAACCCCAAUGCCAAGUAUCAGUAUGGCUCCAUCUGUGUGGCCCAGUGCCCCCCUAACUUUGUGGUGGAUGAAAGCUCAUGUGUGAGCAGUUGCCCGUCUAAUAAAAUGGAGGUGGAGAAAAACGGAGUGAAACGAUGUGAACCCUGUGGAGGCCUCUGUCCAAAAGCUUGCCAUGGCACAGGAAGUCCAACCAGACAGACUGUAGACGCUCUUAACAUCGACAGUUUCAUAAACUGCACUAAGAUCCAGGGCAGCCUGCACUUCCUGGUGACUGGGAUCAUAGGUGAUAAGUACAACGAUGUACCAGCCCUCGAUCCAGAGAAACUGAAAAUCUUCAACACUGUGAGGGAGAUUACAGAUAUCCUCAGUAUUCAGUCGUGGCCUAAAAACUUGUCCGACCUGUCAGUCUUCUCCAACCUCCAAGCAAUUCAGGGCAGAACGCUUUACAAAGGAGUGAGCUCUAAAAGGGGCUACUCUCUUCUGGUGAUGAAGAUCCAGUCUUUGACCUCGCUGGGAUUACGCUCGCUGCGAAUAAUAAACGAUGGCGGAGUGUACAUCACAGGAAACAAGAAGCUCUGCUACCAUAACACGGUUAACUGGACGCGUAUCUUGACCAGCGGCUCUCGUCCACAGCGACGCCAGAAACACAUCGACGUCAAGGAGAACAGAUCAAGUAAUCAGUGUGUUAAUGAGGGCCAUGUGUGCGACCCCCUGUGCUCCUCUAAUGGCUGCUGGGCCCCGGGGCCAAACCAGUGUCUGUCCUGUAAGAAAUACAGCCGGGGAGGAACGUGCGUGCCAGACUGCAUGUUCUUAACUGGGAAGAGGAGGGAGUUUGCUACUCAAUCAGGGGAGUGUAUGCCCUGCCACCCUGAGUGUAAGGUCCAGGAGGGGAAGCAGACCUGCACUGGCCCGGGAGCAGAUCAGUGUGUAGCUUGUGCCAGCCUCAAGGACGGCCCACACUGUGUCUCCUCCUGUCCUGAGGGCGUGAUGGGAGGAGAGGAAGUCAUCUUUAAGUACCCCACUAAUCAAGGCCGCUGUGAACCGUGCCACAUCAACUGCACCAAAGGGUGCUACGGCUCAGGAAUUGGAGAAUGUGGGUCAUACCGGUACAUUUCUGGACAAGCGACCACAGGCAUCGUGCUGGGAGUGAUUGCCCUUCUCUUCGCUUCAUUCUCUGUUUUCGUGCUAACUGUUCUGUACCGCCGAGGUCUCGCCAUUCGUCGCAAGCGAGCCAUGAGGAGAUACAUGGAGAGUGGAGAGAGUUUUGAGCCUCUGGAUCCGGGAGAGAAAGGGGCUAAAGUCCACUCUCGGAUCCUGAAGCCCACAGAGCUGCGUAAGAUCAAGCUGCUGGGUAACGGAGUGUUUGGAUCGGUCCAUAAGGGCAUUUGGAUCCCGGAGGGUGAUACAGUGAAGCUUCCUGUGGCCAUAAAGACGAUUCACGAUCGCAACGGUCGACAGACUUUCUAUGAGCUGACAGAUCACAUGAUGACCAUCGGCAGCAUGGACCACAUAAACGUUGUCAGGACUCUGGGUAUCUGUCCCGGCGCCAGCCUGCAGCUCGUCACCCAGCUCAGCGGUCAGGGCUCUCUACUGGAGCACGUCAGGAACAACAAGAACAAACUCAGCCCGCAGAGGCUGCUCAACUGGUGUGUUCAAAUCGCAAAGGGUAUGUAUUACCUGGAGGAGAACAGGUUGGUCCACAGGAACCUGGCCGCUAGAAAUGUGCUCCUGAAGAAUAAUUACACCGCCCAGAUCUCAGACUACGGCAUCGCAGACCUACUUUACUCUGAUGACAAGAAGUACUUUUACAAUGAGGUCAAGACACCAAUAAAAUGGAUGGCCUUAGAGAGCAUCUUGUUUCGCAAAUACACACAUCAGAGCGAUGUCUGGAGUUACGGUGUGACAGUGUGGGAGAUGAUGUCCAACGGGGUAGAGCCGUACACUACAAUGCGUCCACAGGACGUUCCUGAUCUGCUGGAAAAGGGCGAGCGUCUGUCCCAGCCUCAAAUUUGCACCAUUGAUGUCUACAUGGUUAUGGUCAAGUGUUGGAUGAUUGAUGAGAAUGUCCGUCCAACAUUCAAAGAGCUGGCAAAUGAAUUUACCAGAAUGGCCAGAGACCCGCCUCGCUACCUGGUGAUCAAAGAGGAUUGCAGCCAACAGGAGUCCGCCCUGGAUGAACUCGCACAGCGGAGCGCAGACCUGGACGACUUGGACAUGGAUCUAGACAUUGAGCUGGUGGACCAGGAGGAGGGGGCGGUGGUAGAUGGUGUGACUCCAGUCCCCCACUACUUAUCUGAGUCCAGGAGCCUCAGUCGCCUCCCCAGGAUGGACACUCACAGAGUGAUUAUUCCUUCAUCCAGCGUGGCUGAAUACCUGCCUAUGACCCCAGGAUUUGACAACCCAGGACAGGCCAUGUGGCAGUCACGCUCUCGACUAAACUCAGCCCGCACUGUGUCUGAGAGCUCGGAGGGCUGUGGCCCAACAGUGGAGCUGGAGAUGAGUGAGGAAUUUUCUCUGACAGGGAGCCUGAAGAGACGACGUCAACGUGAGGACAGCGCUUACAUGUCGCAGAGGGACAGCUUGUCCGGCGGGCCACCAGAGACUCCAUCACCAGAGAUGGAUGAAGAGGACCAGAACGGAUACGUGCUUCCUGGAGAAAGCCCAGAGAGAGAUACCUUACUUUCCUCAUCUCAAGCCGCUCCUGGCAGAAUGGGCAAGUCUCAUUCGUCGAGCUUCCUGGAUGACCCAGAUGAGGAGGAAUAUGAAUAUAUGAACAAGCAGACCUGUGUAACAGCUGUGUCGCCCAGGCACAGCAGUCAUUGGCUGAAGCCGAACAAGAAGCGCACCUCGUCCGUAUCGUCACAUGCGACAGCAUGCUCAGGCGACACCACAUCAUCCGUGGAGGUCAGGGAAGCUCACACAAGGAGCAAUCACAACUCUGAUUCAGAGCAGCAGGGAUCUGAUGAAGUUGAAUAUGAAUACAUGGACAUCAGGGGUGAUGAAAAAGAUGAAAGCCCUCCAGCGCCUGACCCUCCUCCUCUUCCUCCUCCUCCUCCUCCUGCGACUCCUCCUCCGACACCAGCAAGUACGGUCAGAGAGGUGGAGAUUGCAGAGGAGGAAAAUGAGGAUGAAUAUGUGGAGGACAGUAACUAUCAUUACACAAACAGACAGCCAAAGCUGCGUCAAGCUCUUCAAGACAGGAAGGAGCUGAAGAUAGAGGGAAGGGAUGAGGGCGAGGCGUAUGAGUAUGAAGACAUGGACUCCUUUGCUGCCCUGGUCCCUGGAGAUGCAGUAGUGUACCACAACCUGCAGAGGGAGGGGGAGGGAGCAAUAGGGGGCACAGAGGCACAUCGAUCAGGGUUUGAACCCAAUGUGAAAGUGCAAGCUGGAGUUGGGGAACCUGCAGUUGCCGACAGAUCUUUUGACAAUCCAGACUACUGGCACAGCAGGAUGUUUCUGAAGCCCAAAGCAGUGCCUACAUGAAGAACCUUUUAAAUCUCAUUCCCUUUGAGACAUACUCAUGAAGGACCCAAAACAGGAAAUACAAUCAAAAGCCAUUAAUAAUGUAGCCUAUGACACAGUUUCAAAAACCCAACAUGUGUGACUUUUUCACAGCUUUGCUGUUGGUAUGUCUUUAUUUCUCAGGCCUAUGAUUUGGGGGUGAGAACGCUAACAGAAAUGAACAGAUUACAAGCUAUAUUUUUCUGUUUACAUUUUGAAAUGAACAAAGCUUUUUAUCGAGAACAAAAGUGUUAGUUUGGAGUUUGGAAAUUUAUGUUGUGAGACGUCUUUUAAUGAUGAAAUAUGAAAUACAUUUUCUAUUCAUUAAAAAUAUUUUGAAUAACUAUU
Molecule: messenger RNA, 4671 nt
Organism: Cottoperca gobio
Lineage: Eukaryota; Metazoa; Chordata; Actinopteri; Perciformes; Bovichtidae
Gene: erbb3a
Product: erb-b2 receptor tyrosine kinase 3a
Biological process (GO): cell surface receptor protein tyrosine kinase signaling pathway; multicellular organism development; positive regulation of kinase activity
Cellular component (GO): basal plasma membrane; signaling receptor complex; plasma membrane
Molecular function (GO): neuregulin receptor activity; protein tyrosine kinase activity; ATP binding
Source: RefSeq, a predicted model, not a curated record